This is a messenger RNA of Egretta garzetta (little egret), 1046 nucleotides long. Its product is annotated as HLA class II histocompatibility antigen, DM beta chain-like. The record is from RefSeq and is a predicted model, not a curated record. Gene Ontology annotation, molecular function: MHC class II protein complex binding. The transcript has 6 exons. Bases 78 to 1046 code for a protein of 322 amino acids. Gene Ontology annotation, cellular component: MHC class II protein complex; membrane. Gene Ontology annotation, biological process: peptide antigen assembly with MHC class II protein complex; positive regulation of T cell activation; immunoglobulin production involved in immunoglobulin-mediated immune response. Lineage: Eukaryota; Metazoa; Chordata; Aves; Pelecaniformes; Ardeidae.
CGCCCGCCGUGGAGCCCCCCUCCCAGCUCCUCCACGACGCCACGCUCUGCCAGAACCUGCGCCGCAGCCUCACCGCCAUGACCACCGGCAUGCUGCCGGAGUCGAAGGGUGUCCCGGUAGCCAACAUCUUCCCAUUGCAACCGCUGGCAUUGGGUCAACCCAACACGCUGGUGUGCAUGGUGGAGAACAUCUUCCCGCCGGCGGUGGAGAUCAGUUGGCAGCUGAACGAGAUGCCCGUCACCGAAGGGGUCACCCAGACCCACUACACCCCCACAGCCGACCUGGCCUUCGUCCGCUUCUCCUACCUGCUGACGGAGCCCGCCGAGGGUGACCGCUACGCCUGCAUCAUCACCCGUGAAGGGGACAACUCCUCUGUCAUCACCUACUGGGUGCCCCAAACCCGCGCCCCCUCUGAGGUGCUGAGACGGCGCUCCCACACCGUCGCCGGCCAGGUGGCCUCUGUCCUCAACAACGGCACGGCCUGGGCGCAGCGCGCCGAAGCUCGGCGCCAGGCUUGCCGUGACCUGGGCCCCCGCUUCUGGGCCUCCACGGCACUGCGGCGGACACCACCCCAAGUCCGCAUCGUCCCUGUCCCCCUCCCCAAUGCCCCUGACGCCGUCCUCCUCACCUGCCACAUCUGGGGCUUCUACCCCCCUGAGGUGACCGUCCUCUGGCUGCACAACGGGGACAUGGUGGCCACCGGGGACACCGCCAAGGUCCUGCCCAACGGUGACUGGACCUACCAGACGCAGGUGACCCUGAUGGUCACUGCCAAGGCUGGGGACACCUUCACGUGCUCGGUGCACCAUGCCAGCCUGGACCUGCCCCUCCAGGAGCACUGGGGUCCUGGCUUGUCCCCGGGGUUGACGGUGAAGGUGGCGGUGGCAGCAGGGCUGGUGACCCUGGGGCUGGUGGUCUUCGCUGCUGGCACCUUCAGCUACUGCCGCCAGGCUCCGGGUGAGGGACACAUGUGGGGACACACGUGUGUGGCAAUUGGGGGACGCUCUGGGGGGCACAGCACCCACCUGAAUCAGGGGUGUCCCUAA